Molecule: messenger RNA, 1142 nt
Organism: Daucus carota subsp. sativus
Lineage: Eukaryota; Viridiplantae; Streptophyta; Magnoliopsida; Apiales; Apiaceae
Exons: 7
Coding region: 113-874 (253 amino acids)
Cellular component (GO): chloroplast
Source: RefSeq, a predicted model, not a curated record
GUCCCAGCCAUUUGUAUAUAAAUGACUGGGACGGAGGGAGUAGUACUAUGAAUUAACGGGACUUCUCUUGAUCAGUUUCUCUCGCACAAAUUGAUUAUCUCCACCCUCAUCGAUGGCGUCUGUAACUGCAACCGCAACAAUAACUCCAACGCUGUUGUAUCAAAAAACCCAAACACCAAGUAUUCAACUGCAAUCUGCUCCUUGUUCUCGCUUCCCUCAUUUUUCAGCUCAAUCUCAAUCUAUUAGUGCUGCACGUUCAUCUCGCUCACCAAUCGUCCCUAGAGCAGCUUCUUUUGAUACCGCUAACAUUGCUGAUGCUCUCGCCGAAGUUAGCAUAUUCACUGCUUCCGGCCAGGCGGUCUUGUUUAGGGAUCUCUUGGGUCAGAACGAGGAAAUUGCAGUAGUUUCUCUCUUGAGGCAUUUUGGAUGCCCAUGCUGUUGGGAACUUGCUUCAGCACUUAAAGAAGCAAAAGCCAAAUUUGACUCUGCUAAUGUGAAGCUAAUUGCCAUUGGUGUGGGUGGUCCUGAGAAAGCUCAGAUUCUUGCUGAAAGGUUACCAUUUCCAAUGGAUUGUCUUUAUGCUGAUCCAGAGCGCAAGGCAUAUGAUGUGCUGGGGUUGUAUUAUGGUUUCGGCCGGACGUUUUUCAACCCAGCCAGUGCCAAAGUACUUUCAAGAUUUGAAUCCCUAAAAGAAGCUGUAAAGAACUAUACUAUUGAUGCUACCCCAGAUGAGAGAAGUGGUGUCCUGCAACAGGGAGGCAUGUUUGUCUUUAAAGGAAAUAAAUUGAUUUAUGCACAUAAAGAUGAAGGAACUGGUGAUCAUGCUCCUUUAGAUGAAAUCUUUGAUAUCUGCUGCAGAGUUCCAGUCACAUAAGCACCUUUUAGGAUUUCCAAUUCCACUCCUACUCUGCUGUAAGUGUCUCAUUGGUGAAAUUUAGAUAGGUAGGCACCGACUUUGUCCUUCUGGUAUAUAUAGCUAGAAACAUAUAAACAGACACAGAGUUGAUUACACUCCCAGUCUAUGAUCAAGUAUUCUAUAUGAUUAAUAUCUGUACCGUGUCUACCAUUUUCUUGCUAAAGUUUGUGUAAUCUUACAUUUGUAUAUAGAACUUAAAUUGUCACCGCAUAUGAUUAUGUGACCA